CAGAUCGCCUGCCUUCCCUGCUCUCCCCGUCGGCUCACCGCGCGCCCCAGAUCUCCCCGUCCAAAGGGGACCCAAGCAUCGCAUCGGAUCCGUCCUGCGCUUUGCCGCCGGCAACUGCAGAAGCGACCAGCCAUGGCGGCAGCCUUCGAUGCUUACACCGACAAGAACGCCGUCUUCCGCCGUCUCAAGGCCAAGCCCGAGAACAAGAUGUGCUUCGACUGCAACGCCAAGAACCCCACCUGGGCCUCCGUCACCUACGGCAUCUUCCUCUGCCUCGACUGCUCCGCCGCCCACCGCAGCCUCGGGGUCCACAUCACCUUCGUCAGGUCAACGAACCUCGACUCAUGGACUCCAGACCAGCUGAAGAUGAUGGCAUUCGGAGGCAACAACCGGGCACAUGCUUUCUUCAAGCAGCAUGGAUGGACCGAUGGCGGGAAGGUCGAGGCAAAAUACACAUCAAGAGCCGCUGAACUUUACAGGCAGAUGCUUACCAAGGAGGUCGCUAAGAGCGCCACGACCGAUAAUGCCCUGCCAUCGUCACCUGUCGCAUCUGAGGCUUCCAAGCCGCCAUCCGAUGACUUCCCUGAAUUCAAACUCCCAGAUGUGCCAGCACCACCGGCAGAGGAUCUGAAUGGGAAGCAUGAGCCCAAGUCCCCCAAAGCUGCUCCUCGUUCACCAAAGGCCGCUACUCAUCCCACCUUUGCCACUUCUGUGAAGAAGCCCAUUGGCGCAAAGAAGGUUGGAGGCAAGACUGGAGGGCUUGGUGUUCGAAAGCUUACUACAAAGCCAAAUGAAAGCCUGUAUGAGCAGAAACCAGAAGAGCCAAAACCUGCUGUACCUGCCUUGGCUGCUUCAACUAAAAAAGGUGGUCAGGCCUUGCAUUCACGUUUUGAAUACGUGGAGAACGAGCCAUCAGCUGAUUCGAGAACUGGGGGAUCUGUAUCUCGUGUGAGUGGCCAUGUAGCACCACCAAAAUCAUCAGACUUCUUUCAAGAGUAUGGGAUGGGUAAUGGGUUCCAGAAGAAAUCUAGCAAUGCCUCAAAAACUCAGGUUGAGGAAACUGAUGAAGCAAGGAAGAAAUUCUCUAAUGCCAAGGCGAUCUCGUCAUCUCAGUUUUUUGGUACUCAAAACAGAGAAGAGAAAGAAGCUCAACUAUCCCUUCAGAAAUUUGCGGGCUCUUCAUCCAUUUCAAGCGCGGAUCUUUUUGGCCGCAAUGAUGCGGACAACUCUAACCUGGACCUAAGCGCUGCUGAUCUCAUCAACAGAAUAUCUUUCCAGGCUUCACAGGAUCUGUCUUCGCUCAAGGACAUAGCAGGGGAGACUGGAAAGAAGCUGACAUCUCUGGCCUCCAAUUUCAUCAGCGACCUGGACAGGAUCCUUUGAGCAGGGCAGGCGAGGCCAGCAGCAGUUUUGCUAUCCUCCUACCUGCACCACAGAGUAUAUCCCUUGUGGUGCAUCACCGACAGUUCUUGCACAGUUACAGCUCUGUAGAGGGAUAGUAGAUGAUUCUUAUCAUGCGUUUUGUAUUCUGACCUUUGCUUGUUGUGAGACCCAGUCCACAUGAAGAUGUUUUUUUAUUUGUUAUUGAUACUUUCAAGACGUUGAAGC
Molecule: messenger RNA, 1608 nt
Organism: Zea mays
Lineage: Eukaryota; Viridiplantae; Streptophyta; Magnoliopsida; Poales; Poaceae
Product: putative ARF GTPase-activating domain family protein
Exons: 7
Coding region: 133-1383 (416 amino acids)
Biological process (GO): COPI coating of Golgi vesicle
Molecular function (GO): GTPase activator activity
Source: RefSeq, marked provisional